Molecule: messenger RNA, 1934 nt
Organism: Porites lobata
Lineage: Eukaryota; Metazoa; Cnidaria; Anthozoa; Scleractinia; Poritidae
Source: the annotation of a GenBank genome assembly
AUGGCGGUCCUAAAGGUCACUCCGUUGAUCUUAUGGCACAAGCUUCAAAUGUCCAAAACUGACCUAUGUGGCAAACCUCUACCAUUUCUUUCUGAAAGUCCCUUAGUUAAUGCUUUGGGGGUUAAUGUGUUUGCACAAUCCCCUAACUUGUAUCGACCUGAGAUUUUUUCAAAUCCUUACGUUUUCCCGCCCAUUUGCCUUAUUCCCAAGGUCUUUAGGUAUCUUAAUAGCCUUGAGUUGCCAUACACCCUUGUUGUCCCAGACGUGAUCCCACGUCGUUUUUGGUGGCCUUUGCUUCUGUCUGCAUGCUCUUCCAGCUCCUUGCUAGCCUCUAAAGGGGCUAGUGGCGUUCUUCUCACCCCUUCCAGGGAUGGUAUCUUGGGUGACAGGCCGAUCCCCUGGGACCUUUGGGUUUUCCGGAUUUCAAAUAAUUAGACUCGCAGCAUUUCAUACUGUUUAAGGAUUAUCAAGCAAGCAAAUCCAUUUUGCUGUUGCAUUUGAUGUGUUUCUGUCAUUAAGAUGUAAUUUCAAUAAAGUCAUCGAGUCUUGUACUUUUCGUCUCUCCUUGAUUUUAUUUAGUUAUUUUCAACUAUAUUUGGUAUUUAUUCUCAUUUAGUCUUUCAUCUGUCUUCCCUAUUAGGAUCUCCCACAAGUACAGCGGUUUUUUAUCCCUGCUGUAGCUUGCCCUUCAUGUGCUUAUGCCAACGACCAUUUGUUUCGUUUUUGCCAAAUGUGUGGCUACAAAAGACAGUCAGUCCCACGUCAGCCUGCCUUGAAAAUAAAAGUGGAUCCAGCCAACCCGUCUUCGUAUUCAAAGCAAGAAUCCUCUUUGCGCGUGGAGUUUGAAACCUUUUUAGCCUCUUUGCCUAAUACAAAGUCUAUCUAUUCCGCCACCCCCGAAGAUGUUUCGCGUUUUCUGAUUUGGAAAGAUCGUCACAGGAAAAGGGUUGUCCAUGUAGCUGAAUGUGUAAAUGCCCCAAACCAAGAUGCUUCUGAUUGCAGUUGCCCAUAAGCGACUCGCGUUUAAAACUGUGGAUUCCUAUACUGGAAAACCUCGUGCAAUAUUUAACGAGGCCGGCCGUUUUGGCGAAUGGAAUAGUAUCCUAGGUUUUGGUAAUCCUGCUGCUUCUUCUCCAGUCCAUGGUUAUCUUAAGGCUGUAUCUGAGGAACAAUUGCGUCCUCAUAUCGUCCCGAAGCAAGCAGUCCCGUUUUUUCUAACGAAGCUCUUACUUCUGGCAAGGUUAUGGGAUAGAAAAAUGGCGGAUCCGGCAGUCAGCCCUUCCGCUCUCUUUAUUCUGGCUCGAGAUCAAGCAUUCUUUAAGACUCUAUUCUUCAGCGCGGAUAGAGGUUCUGAUCAGGGAUGCGUGAAAACUGCACAAAUUAUGCGUUUCCCUAAAGACGAUGGCUUUUUAUUUAAUCAUGUUUGGGGUAAAACUUUACAAGACGGCGCCUAUAACGUCUUUGGAAUUCGUCGCCAUUCAAAUCCCCAGCUUUGCCCGGUCAAGGCAAUUGAAACAUAUGUGGCUGUCGCCUCAGAACUACGCAUAACUCUCUCCAACGGCUACUUAUUUCGCCCCACUAAUCACCAGGGUCAUAUCGUCAAUAAGCCCUUUACAAGUUCUUCCACAGAAGCCCGCUUGAAAUAUUAUUUAAAGGAUGCGAAAAUUGAUGAAGGCGAGACUGUGCACGGUUUCCGCUCGGGCUCCGCCAUUACCCUCGCUUUGUCUGGAUCACAGCUCGCUGAUGUGAUGUCCCACGUGGGUUGGUCCAACAAGGGUACUGCCCUUUACUACAUGACGUUAGCUGAAGUUCUUCGUGAAGGAUCUCCUUCUGACUUAUUGUCUUCAAACGAGUUGGCCGCCUCCACCUCCACAACUUUAUAUGCGGAUCUUACUCGCUUGAAAGACUUUGUUUCUGCGUUUCCUCGUUCCUAA